Drosophila grimshawi is the source of this 1151-nucleotide messenger RNA. RefSeq names its product zinc finger protein 22. Gene Ontology annotation, molecular function: zinc ion binding; DNA-binding transcription factor activity, RNA polymerase II-specific; RNA polymerase II cis-regulatory region sequence-specific DNA binding. Gene Ontology annotation, cellular component: nucleus. Gene Ontology annotation, biological process: regulation of DNA-templated transcription. Lineage: Eukaryota; Metazoa; Arthropoda; Insecta; Diptera; Drosophilidae. The coding region runs from base 32 to 1069 and encodes 345 amino acids. The record is from RefSeq and is a predicted model, not a curated record. The transcript has a single exon.
UUUACAAACCGCAAAGAACUGAAAUCAAGGCAUGGAGAAGAUUUGUCGCGUUUGCCGAGACGCCACAGCGAAUUUGGUGGACAUCUUCACCACUCAACACCAGCAGAACGGCUGCCCCAGUUUGGCGGAGAUGAUCAGCGAGUGUACAAGCUGUGAAGUCAAUCGCAACGAUCCGCUGCCUCAGCAAAUGUGCUCGGCGUGCGUUGGCGAUGUGGAAAACUGUUUUCGCUUCAAGCAGAAAUGCGAGCAGAGCCAUUUGUAUUUUUGGCAGCAGCUAUGCGCCAAGGAAAUGCUCGAAACAGCCGAUUGGCAGCUGGCCGCACUGGCAAAGAAUGUGACCAAAGAGGAAGAAGAGGAACGUCCACAGGAAGAGGACUUCCAAGCAAAGCUGGAAACACAAUCGAAUACAUCGCAAUCGUCAUGGAAUCAUCACGACUCGCUUCCAGCCUUCCAGCAGUUGGUCAAAUAUAACAGUUUCAUCGAGUGCGACGUUCAAUUCGAAACGAACAGCGAAUUGGAAAGGAAUUCCAAUUCCAAGCCGCAUUUCUGCUCCAUCUGCGGUAAGGAAUUCAUUAGCCUCAAAAAACUCGGCAUCCAUGAGCGAUUUCAUGCCAGGAAACGAGAACACAAAUGUCCCCAGUGCUCGAAGGCAUUCCUCAAUCCCGGCAAUCUGGCGGAUCAUCUGCGGGCUCACACAGGCGAACGUCCCUACAAAUGCCCCCAUUGCGUCAAGGCCUUCACUCAGCGAGGUCGCCUCAACGAACACAUUCGCACCCACACCGGCGAGAGGCCCUUCAAGUGCCACGAGUGCCCCCGAUCCUUCGCCAGUGCUGGCAAUCUGACGGUCCACAAGCGCAUCCACACCGGGGAACGUCCGCACAAAUGUAAUCUUUGCCAUGCGGCAUAUGCCCAGCCGGGAGCUCUGCAGCGGCACAUUCGUUCCCAUGACGGCGAUCGGCCAUUUAAAUGCGUCAUCUGUGGCAUGUCCUUCUCGAGGAGCUCGUACCUCAAGCGGCACAUGCACAGCCACACAGCAGAUGCUGCAGCGGGAGGAAGAGAAACUAUUUAAGGAUAUUUUUACAAAAAGGCUGAGAUUUUGAUUUUGAUUGAUUGACAAACAAGCAAAAAAAGACGAAUAGUUAUUAAUAAGU